AUGGCCGCCGCCGGCGGCGUCGACGCGCCCUCAUCACCGGCGCUGCCCGCAAUAAUAAUAAAAAAUAAGCGCAAACGCCCCCGCUGUCAGCGGCCGCCUGAGCAACGCGGCGGCGCUGCUUUGGGCCGGGAUGCGCCAGCCGCCGAUCAAUGGGAGCCGCCGCUGCCGCCGCCGCCGCAGCGUUACCGCUCCGCUGCUCCGCGAGACAUCUGCGGCCGCAACAAGAAGAAGGAGAAGAGAAGGAGCCGGCAGGGCGGCGGCGAGGCGGGCCCAGAUUGGCCGCCGCCAUACAGGGAACGCCGUCACGCGUUACCUUUUUUAGGCGCCGACGUCCUCAGCUGUGGGCCCAGCUCGCUAAGCCGGCCACAAUGCGCGCGCCAUCUCCAGACGGAAACAAAGCCCCGGGCGGCCAUCGGCGCCGCACAAAAGAUGCUGCGCCGCACGGCGCGAUCCCCAAAUUGCGAGCAGGCCCGCGUCAUAAUGGCGUGUCCGGCGGCCGCCGAGCUGGGGGGUCCCGACUCCUCUGCCCGCAGCCUCUCCACCUGGUCACCCGGGCCACGAGGGAACCUCCCGUCCCAAAGGCCAGCGGCCCACUGUACUCAUCCUUCCAGUGCGACAGCAUCGGAACUGUCAAGUUACACGUCUCCUUUAAAAUGUGGCUGCAUGGACUCUGGUGGAGAGUUGGCAGUCGGGGCAUCAAGAAGCGACUUCUCUGCCGGUGCUAGAGGGACAGCACGCAGACCGCGGCAUCAGCGUAAGCGACGCGAGCAGCGGCUCCGUGGUAUGGGGCGUUACCUGCUCGUCGCGAAAGGAAUCUUCCUGAGCGUGGGUCCGCAAGGAGCCUAA
Messenger RNA from Schistocerca cancellata (South American locust), 846 nucleotides. RefSeq lists its product as uncharacterized. NCBI's taxonomy places the organism in Eukaryota, Metazoa, Arthropoda, Insecta, Orthoptera, Acrididae. The coding region runs from base 1 to 846 and encodes 281 amino acids. The record is from RefSeq and is a predicted model, not a curated record. The transcript is spliced from 3 exons.